AUGCAGGAAGUAUCGGCUGAACUUCAGCAGCAGUUGCAGGCACUGGGCAUUGACCCAUCCGAUGACGUAUUUCGAACAGGCUCUGAACAGUUUGAUCACGAUGGGCUUAGCUCGCCAAUUCCGCAAGAAGUGCGUUUUAUCAACGCAGAACUGCGGCGCGUUCCAGUUGAGGGCGUUGGCAUGGUGCUUGCCAUCUUCUCGGGCUCUGGUGCCGUGUACGAGUUCGUUCGCACGCUACGUAAAUGCAUCUACGGUAAGGUUAAACACGCUGUGCGUCUGCAAGUGACGCCUAAUGGCACUUUUACACGCACUCAAUUUGAGGUUGCUAUCAAGGUCAUGAGUAAGGUUAUUAUAGAAGAAGGCAAUCUCCAGGAAAAUCCGCUUGUCGAGCUGGCAGCGCAGCAAUAUCUGUCGAUUCCCGGUCAUGAAAAUGUUCUCACACUGCUCGAAUGCUUACAUGAUGCUGAUUUCAUCUAUGCCGUGCUCCCUUUCUGCAAUGGUGGCGAGUUGUUUUCCGUAGUGGAAAGUGGGGGCGCGAUGGAAGAAGAUGAGUGCCGCCAUUGGUUUACCCAAGUUCUUGCAGGUCUCUCGUACCUCCAGAGUCGGUAUAUUUGCCAUCGUGAUAUGUCGUUAGAAAAUGUGCUGUUGGAUGGUGAUACUUCGAAGAUCAUUGACUUCGGCCUGUCAAUCGGAAUACCUGUCGAUGCACGCGGCAUGACAUAUUCCUUACCACCAGCUGGUGCUGUUGGAAAAAUAUUUUACAUGCCUCCUGAGAUAUACCGCAACCAAGUCCCAUUUAAUGGCUUCUCAGCAGACAUUUGGUCAACAGGUGUAAUGCUUUUUAUCAUGGUGACAGGUGCACCGCCUUUUGAGCGGCCAGAUGACGCAGAUCCGCGAUUUCAGAUGAUCGCGCAGGGUCUUAUGGGUGAAAUGUUAGACUCAUGGGGCAUGGACCACGUGUCUGCGAGCGUGCGUGAUUUAAUGUCAAAAAUGCUGGUUGUCGAUGACCCGUCCCGGCGCCUGACAGUAGAGCAGAUCGCUAUGCAUCCUUGGGUCCACGGCGGAUAG
This is a messenger RNA of Plasmopara halstedii, 1068 nucleotides long. RefSeq names its product camk protein kinase. The transcript has 5 exons. Gene Ontology annotation, biological process: protein phosphorylation. The coding region runs from base 1 to 1068 and encodes 355 amino acids. The record is from RefSeq and is a predicted model, not a curated record. Lineage: Eukaryota; Oomycota; Peronosporomycetes; Peronosporales; Peronosporaceae. Gene Ontology annotation, molecular function: protein kinase activity; ATP binding.